AGAGGGAGAUCUCUCGCGAGGAAGGACGCCAUUAUCGCAGCCGCUCGACAAACACCACGAGAAUUCGGCACCGCACACGGAUUGCAUGACUUGUAAAAUUACUUAUUUGGGGACCUGAAGUAGUGUUUGACUGGAUAUUGCUGCCUGGUUCUGAAUGAUGUCAGAACAGGAUUUGGCAGAUGUUGUUCAGAUUGCUGUUGAAGACUUGACUCCAGAUAACCCAGUUGUGUUGGAGAAUCAUGAAGUGACAGAUGAUGAUGUAGAGCCUGCUCUGAAACGUCAGCGUAUAGAAAUUAACUGCCAGGAUCCCUCUAUUAAGUCAUUCCUGUAUUCCAUUAAUCAGACAAUAUGCCUGCGGUUGGAUAGCAUCGAGGCAAAGUUGCUGGCACUAGAGGCUACCUGUAAAUCAUUGGAAGAGAAGUUGGAUCUCGUCAUGAACAAACAGCAUAGCCCCAUCCAAGUCCCCAUGGUGGCAGGUUCUCCUCUUGGCGCUACACAGACGUGCAAUAAAGUACGAUGUGUUGUCCCUCAGACCACAGUAAUACUGAACAACGACCGGCAGAAUUCAAUUGUAGCCAAGAUGGUUGGGCAGGAAGAGCCAUUGAGCAGAGCAGCGGAUUCUCUGGAAAAUAUUCUUAGCAAUGCUGUUCCUGGACGUAGGCAGAACACCAUAGUGGUGAAAGUUCCAGGGCAUGACGACAGUCACAAUGAAGAUGGAGAGAGUGGCUCUGAAGCCAGUGACUCAGUUUCCAACAGUGGACAAUUAGGAAGCCAAAGUAUUGGGAACAAUGUCACGCUUAUUACGCUGAACUCUGAAGAGGAUUACCCCAAUGGGACAUGGCUCGGAGACGAAAAUAAUCCUGAGAUGCGGGUCCGUUGCCCCAUCACCCCUGCUGACAUGCUGCACAUCAGCACGAACUGUCGCACAGCCGAGAAGAUGGCACUGACGUUGCUUGAUUAUCUCUUCCAUCGAGAAAUUCAGGCCAUCUCCAACCUUUCAGGCCAGGGGAAGCAUGGGAAGAAGCAACUUGAUCCUCUCAUGAUUUAUGGAAUUCGUUGUCACCUAUUUUACAAAUUUGGAAUCACAGAAUCUGACUGGUAUCGAAUCAAGCAAAGCAUAGACUCCAAAUGCCGAACAGCUUGGAGGCGGAAACAGCGAGGGCAGAGUCUUGCCGUGAAAAGCUUUUCAAGGCGAACACCUUCAUCAUCGUCUUACAGUGGUUCAGAGGGUUCGCAGAAUUCAGUUUCAGCUUCUAAUGAGAUCCAGCAGAACCAGCCACAGGCACUACACUAUGCACUAGCCAACGCUCAGCAGGUUCAGAUCCACCAAAUAGGAGAAGAUGGACAAGUCCAAGUAAUCCCACAGGGCCAUCUCCACAUAGCCCAGGUUCCUCAAGGCGAGCAAGUCCAAAUCACGCAGGACAGUGAGGGAAACCUGCAGAUACAUCAAGUUCACGUGGGUCAAGAUGGGCAGGUGUUGCAGGGUGCUCAGCUGAUAGCUGUUGCUUCUGCUGAGCCUGCGUCAGGGGGUGUUGAUGGAUCCCCGCUCCAAGGGAGUGAUAUCCAAGUCCAAUAUGUGCAGCUGACACCAGUGACAGACCACUCUGCGACUAAUCAAGGCACUGACGCCCUUCAAUCAGCUAUCCAGCCAGAAAUGCAGAUAGAACACGGAGCAAUCCAAAUUCAGUAAGAGAAUUAUGAAAAGCUGUGUCAACUGAGAUGUCAGCGAACCACAGUCAGAAAUUAAGUGCUGUAGUCUUCGUGCAACAACAGGAGAAUGGAAAUGCCUAUUAGACUAACGGUCACACCUCGAACAUCUCCUGCAAAUAGCAGAGUUCUGAUGAUCUGGUUGUCCUCACCUGGAAUAAAUCAGACCCAUUUACUUAAAUUGGAGCUACAUCACUGCAUCAAUUGAGUAUCUGGCCUUCAGAAAAAAUAAAUGGCCAGCCCUUAGGUACACUUAAAGAGGAAAAAAAAUCUUUCAGAAAGAGGGAAAGAAAUCUAAUGAAUCAAAACCGUGAGACUAAAUUAAUGUUUCAUCCCGUUCAUUUCUUCUGUGAAAUACGCCAUUUGAAUGUCUGCAGAUAUCUUAGGAAGUGUAUUGCUGCUUUGCAAUACUUGCUUUACCACAUAUAGAAGAUCAAGAGCUCAAAUAUUUUUCACUGUUUAAACUGCUUUUUUUAUUUGCUAUGGUGUUUAUAACAAAAAUGGAAAAUAUUUAAAAAAAGAAAAAACCCAUAACUGCAAGUAUUAGCCUUUUGCUGGUGUUUUCUGUUCAGUGUAAUGAAAACUGUAUUUGCAGAAGACUAACAAUUUUGUUUGUACUGUUGCUUAUCUACUUUUCUAGGGGAAAAUGCUUUUAAAUGCUGUAAUUAUGCAUUUCUAAUGAAAAAUAAAUGUGUAUUUAUGAAUAGUGCAGCUCUAAGUUGCUCUCUGCCUUAGGAAUGAAUACGGUUUGACUGGACUGUGCUGUAAGAGUGUAGUUCUGGAGUUUUUGAAGACAGAUGCUAUCUGGCAAGCCCUACUGUCAAACUCAGAAGUAAGAUAAGUCUGUAAGGAAGAUAUAAAUCUUAGAUCAUGUUGUUAUCUAAAUUUCCAGUGCAAGAAAAAUGUGAUAGUUAAGCUUUUGAGUCUGCGAAUCCUAUUUUAUACAAUGAAUUUAUGAAGUAAUUUUUUAAAAAUAUGAACAAUUCUUCUGAGCACUUUCCCUUUUAGUUCCUCCUACCUCCUUUGUGGCAAUACCUCAGUUUGGGAUUCAUCCAUAAAAAGCUGGGCUGCAAAAAUCUGACGCCUAUGUUGUUAUUCACCCUGCAACAGCAAUGUGAAAUCCUCUUUCCACUGAAACUUAUGGGCAAUUUGAUAACAGUUUAAAGAAAGCUACAUUCUCAUAUUUGCUAAGCUUGAGUGGAAAUGAUACGUUUGCUGUAAACCUGAUUAUCUUAAUGGUGCACGUUUUAGAAAGAGUGUCUUGCUAUAUGUUUAUUGUCAAUAUCUGGCUCAUAAUGCAUUUAAUGUAUUAAUGAAUGGGGCAUAGGCACAAAUUCUACAUGGUUGAAUUCAGGAUAACUUUUUUUAAUGAAAGGAAGAGUUAAGCACACCCAAUUUCUGGGAAUGUUGUCCCUGGUAAGUAUUACACUUUAUGUAAAUUCCUACUUCUCUUUAGGAUAUUUCUUGACGCACAAGUACAAUGCAAACUGAACCACAGCUUAUUGAAUACAAUGUUUGCAACAGGCCAAGAAUUUGGCUACUCUUCAGUUUCUUUUUUUAAUAGUGUUUCUCAGACUGGGUGAUGUUUGAAGAGCUUGGCAUCGAAAUAGAAGCCUAAAAAUAAAGCAAGGCCUGUACAUUUUAGCAUGGCUGUUUAAUAAUAAUUUAUCGCUUGGAAAUGACAGUGAGAAAGCUGGGAUGGCAAAGCCACUGCGUGCUACUGCAUACCACUCUCUUGCUAUAUUCAUAUUGGCCACAGCGGCUUUCCUGUUGUGUUAGAAAGUUUUACCCAGCUUUCCUUCUGCGUCCUGGGCAUCUUCUGCUUUCAGUGGGACCACACGUGCAUUUAAACUGUAGGUAUCUGUCUUUGUUUCAUGGUGCAAUUAAGAAUUCUGUUCUCUUUGCAUUUUUCAGCUCAGGUACAAGAUGAAAUUGAGUUCAGGAGAGGUUUCCUUUAGCCACUAGACUGCUGCAUGCUCAAGUCCCUUCUGCUAAAUGUGAUUGUAAAGGCGUGUCAAGCAGUGAAGUAGCAUGCACUAGAUUUCAAGAGAAUGAAAUCUACUUCACCAGUGUGGAAUGGAGAGUGUACAAAUCAAUUGAAAUAGGUAAGGAGAGCAGCGUAGUAAGAUCCUCCAGUGCAUUCAGAUGUUAAGACUGCGUGUUCCUCAAGAUGUGAAUUUUUCUCAGUGUUAUGUCAAUGCUUACAUUAGUCUAAGCUGUGUCAUGCUAUGUUUAUACUUCAAAGAAAAAAGACUUCAACGUUGAGCCAGGUAUUCCUAUGAGUAAUCCCUGUCCCUGUUCCCUUUCUGUAGAUUUUAUGUCAUUGGAAGAUUUAUGUCCCUGUCCAGGGAGGAAAUGUCUUCUCUUCAGGAAUGCUUUAUUUGUUUUCUAGAUGUUACAGGGUGUGUCAUGUACAAAUAAGUCAUUCCCUAGAAGAGUAAUUCAGGAAUGAAUUCCUUUCUAGGAAAUGCUUGUGACUGUGAAGAGUCUGUGAGGUUCUGUGCAAGUGUGAAGAGUAUGUUCAUACAGAGGUUAUCAUAAGAAUAACAUAUCAACGUAACAGUAAGAAAUCCUAGAAGUAUUAUAAGAUAACUCAAGGAAUGAAAAUCUUGCAGGGGUACUGAGGGUUUUGCCUGGCGCUCUGUUCAGGUAGGUUAAUGUUGUUUGAUCACGGAUGCAGUUCUGCCCUUGAAGACUGUUUGACCGUUUUCAGUGGAUCACCUAGAGAUGAGUUCUCGUUAUAUCUCCUUCUGUUAUUCACAGCCUCUGCCUUUUGUAAUAAUAAGGUUCUUCUCCAUCAACAAACCUUCUAACAUCUUUAUUUUUAACUGUUCUUUUUCUCCUCGUGCUGCUUUUGUCCAAGAGUCAGAGAUUGAGAACACAUGACCAAGAGUCUUCAGGGGGACAUUUCUUGUGAGGUUAGACUAGGAUCAGAUGCAUAUUUUAUUUGUAAUUCAUCUUGUGAGCUGCAGAAUACUGUUUUCAUGGCUUUGAUUUUGUUUUGUGUAAUAAUUUUAGGCAUGCAGGCUUUGGGGAAGGAGAGCCUCUGGUUCCCCUACCUGGCCCUAUUGGUUAUUUUCGGUAUUAAGUUCACUAUAGCCGGGACCUCACUAUUUAUCUUGAUGUUGUACUAAAGCUCUUGACAUGUAGUUAUUGCUGCACAGGCAGUAUGGUACCAUUAUAAUGACCUUUUGGAUCAUUUAAUUUUGAAUCCCACCUGAAAGAGCAUCCAUCUCAUGAAUUCUUAAGGGCUUCUGUGGUCCUGAUGUAAAAACUAAUCAAAAUGUUAUGGUUUGAUGGAUUGUACAACUAGAAAUUGGUCUAAAAAAAGGGAAGGAUGUGGGUUAUUUCUUUUCUGUUUUUCUUUCUUUCAUUC
Messenger RNA from Haliaeetus leucocephalus (bald eagle), 5083 nucleotides. RefSeq names its product BTG3 associated nuclear protein (gene BANP). NCBI's taxonomy places the organism in Eukaryota, Metazoa, Chordata, Aves, Accipitriformes, Accipitridae. The coding region runs from base 155 to 1690 and encodes 511 amino acids. The transcript is spliced from 13 exons. Gene Ontology annotation, biological process: protein localization to nucleus; negative regulation of protein catabolic process. Gene Ontology annotation, molecular function: DNA binding. The record is from RefSeq and is a predicted model, not a curated record.